GACUAAAAUCUCACGCAUCAUGGCCGAAGCAGAUCUUCAAACCCUUCGUGGGUUUGAACUUCGUUUACUUCGCUGUUCUAUGUCGCCUGUGCCUGUGCAGAACGAUUCUUCUUUAUACCCCACGGUUGAUCGGAAAAGGAAUCAUCUCUAUCGGUUAAUCGAAGAAGUCAUUAUUUUGAUCGAGAGUGGGGAUUACGUGGGUGCUUUAUCCUCCGAGGCAGUGCGUCUCGUGUUUGGAUUUGCCGAAUUUUGGAAUUUUGAAGACACUAUUGAUUGUGCGGAGCGGUUCUACCAGGAGGUAGAGAAGAGCAUUCAAUCUUUUUUUGCGGACGUUACUGAAGAUGAUCUCAAUCAGUCCUGCAGGGCUAUUCUUCUGAUGUGCAUUGGUGUUGCGGCGCUUCUGGCAUUUACUCAGAACAAUGUGACGGGACCAGUUGAAGAAUUCCCUUCUAUUCCUGUGCUUAUCCCACGGUUCAAAGAAGGUCGCUCUAUUUCCAGCAGAGUCCAGUGGGAUAUUUGGGCUCGUAAUCAGGUCAUAUCUGUGGGGUCAGAUUUGCUUGGAAAAAUAUCAGUCAUACAGUAUAUUGUUUAUGCCAAGUUGUUGCUCAUGAAGACGAAAGACUUGUUUCUAGAGGGAAAAGAUACUGCCAUAUGUGGGGUUAAAAGCAUUUCCUGGUGGUUAGCUAGAACCAUUUACACUGAACAGAGGAUUUUAGAGGAGAGGUCUUCGUCUUUGUUCGAUCUUUUGCAAGUGACAAUGGGUGAAACUAUACAUUAUUUCGGUGAUGUGCAAAAGGUUACAAGUUAUUGGGUUACGGAGUUGCAUGAGGGAGAAGCUUCAACAAUCGUUUCGCUGUCUUAUUUGGAAGCAGGUAUAAUAGAAUACACGUAUGGCCGAGUUGAUUCUUCUAGGUUACAUUUCAGUUCUGCUGAAGAAGCUUCUGGGCUUGAGCUUUCUGUCACUGGAGUUCUUGGCUUCCGGACAGUGCAUCAGGUUGGAGCGAAGGCACAAAUGGUACUUGUUACAAACACAAGAAUGCCAAAAGAUGGGACUAUUUCCUCCAAAAUAAGGCCUGAGCUGCUGAAAAAUGUUGCUAGUUCCAGUGAUGAAUGUAAAUUUAGUGCGAAUUCUCGUGAAAGACAUGAAUCUUCUGAUGUAUUCAUGACUCCGCGGCUCUUGGAGAAUGAGGAGUCCAAAUCCAAUUCAGAUGGCAUUCACAAUGGUGGGACAUUUAGUGAGUCCUUAGAGCCUAUCCAACAGGCAGUGGUUCUAGCGCAAUGCCUUUUAAUUGAGAAGAGCACUCCUUAUGAUGAAAUGCAAGGAUGGGAGAUGGCCCCAUUUAUAGAGGCUAUUGAUGCUCAAAAUUAUUCAUACGUUAUUAUUCGGUGCUUCUGUGACAUCUUACGUAUUCGAUGGGAGUCUAAACGUGGUCGCACAAAGGAACGUGCUUUGGUGAUGAUGGAUGAACUGGUUAAAGGAAUAUAUCAACCUUUUCCUGGAGCUCUACAGAGGAUUCAGUUUUCUUUUGGCAUUUGUGUGCCCACUAUUGCUGCAUUGCGGAAAGAAUACAGUGAACUUCUGGUGAGUCAUGGAUUAAUUGGGGAGGCGGUUAAGAUUUUCGAGGACCUUGAAUUGUGGGAUAAUCUAAUCUAUUGCUAUUGCCUACUAGAGAAGAAGGCAGCUGCUGUUGAACUAAUCAAGGCACGGCUAUCCGAAACGCCUGAUGUGCCAAGGUUAUGGUGUUCAUUAGGUGAUGUCACCAUUAAUGAUGCUUGCUAUGAAAAGGCAUUAGAAGUUUCAAAUGGUCGGUUUGCUCGUGCUAAGCGGUCUCUUGCUCGUAGUGCAUACAAUAGAGGGGACUAUGAGACGUCAAAAGUCCUCUGGGAAUCUGCAAUGUCCAUGAAUUCUCUGUAUCCUGAUGGCUGGUUUGCUCUUGGUGCUGCUGCUUUGAAAGCUCGAGACAUAGAAAAAGCUUUGGAUGGGUUUACUCGAGCUGUUCAACUUGAGCCUGAAAAUGGGGAGGCUUGGAAUAACAUUGGUUGUUUGCAUAUGAUCAAGAAGAAGAGUAAAGAAGCUUUCAUUGCCUUUAAGGAAGCACUGAAAUUCAGGCGGAACAACUGGCAGCUGUGGGAGAACUAUAGCCAAGUUGCUAUGGACAUUGGCAAUUUUGGGCAGGCACUGGAGGCUACAAAGAUGGUGGUAGAUAUGACCUCCAAUAAAAGAACUGAUUUCACAUUAUUGGAGAAGAUAAUGGAGGAGAUAGAAGCCAGGAGCUCAAGAAUUGAUCAACCUGGUACAGAAAGAUCACGUGAAACUGAGCACUUGUUGGAGUUGCUUGGAAAAGUUAUUCAGCAGAUUGUUCGCACUGGUGGGCGAGAUGAGUUUUGGGGUUUAUAUGCAAGGUGGUACAAAAUCAAAGGGGAUCUCACGCUAUGUUCUGAAGCCCUUCUGAAGCAAGUUAGAUCAUACCAAGGAGCUGAUUUGUGGAAUAAUAUUGAUCGAUUUAAGAAAUUCGCGGAUGCUUCAUUACAGCUUUGCAAGUGUUACAUGGAAAUUUCAUCAUCUACUAAAAGCCGACGAGAACUUGUUACAGCUGAGAUGCAUCUGAGGAACACAGUAAAACAGGGUGUGAACUUCUCAAAUACAACUGAAUUUAGAAAUCUUGAGGCUUUGCUUAUUGAAGUGAGGAAACAACUUGAGGCUUUGUGAUGGACUUUGAGCGUGAUAUGUACAAGGCAACAUAGGGUAUGACAUAUGUUAGUUGCAUGUUAGUAGCUUUGACAUAACAGUUAAUUGGGUUUGUAGGUGACUAAGAAGUAGAGAAGAGUGGGGAUUUAGUUAUGGAAUUAGUUGGGAAACCUGUAAUUUUUGGAGUUGUAUGAUUUUGUAAUUUUCUCAUUUCUAUU
Messenger RNA from Telopea speciosissima, 2907 nucleotides. Its product is annotated as tetratricopeptide repeat protein 27 homolog. Gene Ontology annotation, molecular function: protein binding. The coding region runs from base 20 to 2710 and encodes 896 amino acids. Lineage: Eukaryota; Viridiplantae; Streptophyta; Magnoliopsida; Proteales; Proteaceae. The transcript has 2 exons. The record is from RefSeq and is a predicted model, not a curated record.